Carcharodon carcharias (great white shark) is the source of this 1098-nucleotide messenger RNA. RefSeq names its product immunoglobulin kappa light chain-like. The record is from RefSeq and is a predicted model, not a curated record. NCBI's taxonomy places the organism in Eukaryota, Metazoa, Chordata, Chondrichthyes, Lamniformes, Lamnidae. Bases 1 to 1098 code for a protein of 365 amino acids. Gene Ontology annotation, cellular component: plasma membrane. The transcript is spliced from 5 exons.
AUGUCCUUCGGUGGCAGCCUUCCACGGGUUGCCAAGGCCGCAUUUGAAUCAGCUGCCGGGUCGCCAUUGGACGCAGCGGACAUUGAGCACCCGCCCCCCCCCCUGCCCGCUGCUUCGCGCUCAUUCCGCAGCUGCGUCUCACAAUGGGCAGGCCUUAAUUGGCCCGCCGGCAUAAAAUCGCGGUGUGCUCCCAAUCGCGGGCAACGGUCAGCUUCCCGACUGCCCCUGCUCGCCUCCACUGAUCCUCUUCAGCAACUGAGGUUCCAGUUGCUGAGUCUAGAGUUUCACCAUCUGAUCGGACUCAGCAGGUUACUUGUCUCCGAGUGCCGAACUCAUCAAAUAAUGUUAUUGCUGAGAAUUCGAGGUGUCCAGCUUUCUAUUUUACUGCAUAUUGUUCUCAAUGCAGCGGAAAGCCAAGACCUGACAGUUUCCCAGACGCCGUCUGCAAUCAAAGCAUUAAAAGGACAGACUGUGAUAAUAAAUUGUUCAUACAAUGAAAACGGAGAACAGCUGAGGAUAAAAUGGGAGAAAAAAGACAGUGCACAAGUGCUUUGUAAUUAUACAUACAAUAAAAAUAUUACAAAGUAUACAUUGGGACAUUGUACGGAACGUGAUAAUAUUACAGUGGAUCUCUCAACACACUCAACAUCCUUAAUAAUCCACAAUCUUCACUUAAAAGACUCCAGCAUUUACUUCUGCCAGGUUUCUAUUGAAAUACCUCCCCCUAUACUAAUAGCAAAAGGUAAUGGCACACACCUCAUGGUGGAAGCUGCUCCCACUGUCCAGUUACGAGCAGAGACUCUGCCUUACCCCAAUGAAGAUCUACAGCUAAUCUGCACAUCACUGGAGUUCUAUCCUGAGAGCAUUCAAGUGUCCUGGUUUAAAAAUGGGCAGUUAAUCACCAAUGGCACUAAGAAUGGGACCCCCUAUGCUAACAGUGAUGACUCAUUCUCCAUGACAAGUUUCCUGAAUCUUUCUGUAUUUGACUGGAAUGAAGGUGGAAAUUAUUCCUGUCAAGUGAACCAUUCAACACUGUCUGCACCCAUCACUGAGAGAAUUUCUGUUAAUGGCCAAGGUAAAGUGUGUCCUAUUGCAUAG